Messenger RNA from Tricharina praecox, 2384 nucleotides. RefSeq names its product BRCA1-associated protein 2-domain-containing protein. Gene Ontology annotation, biological process: Ras protein signal transduction; protein ubiquitination. Gene Ontology annotation, molecular function: zinc ion binding; ubiquitin protein ligase activity. The coding region runs from base 422 to 2098 and encodes 558 amino acids. The transcript has 3 exons. Gene Ontology annotation, cellular component: cytoplasm. Lineage: Eukaryota; Fungi; Ascomycota; Pezizomycetes; Pezizales; Pyronemataceae. The record is from RefSeq and is a predicted model, not a curated record.
GGAUGCUCGUCAUACGGGCAUCUCGUCCCUGCCUUACUGGAAGCAUCUCACCCCACCAAGAGACGAAAGCUCCUCCACGCGACAACGACUAUUACCACCACCACCACCCACUACAACCAUAAUCAUAACCACGAACCACAACUACCCCGAGCUGCACGAGAGCUAUGCGUACAAAUGCCAUCAUACUUCUUUCACAUACUCUUUGAGCUCUACGAUACAAAUUCGCCCCUCUGCCAGAGCAUACCGGAACUCUCAAACCUCUCAUCAGCCCAGCUCUCGUCCCUACCCUUUUGGAUUCCUCCGCAGGAGACAGACAUCUUCACCUCUGACCUCCCUUCGCAUCCGAAGAAAUACCUACCAGCCGCCCUACAACCACAACAGAAGCUGGCGGUUUGGACGGGUCAGGGUAGAAUCGAUAGAUAUGACUCCACCGCUGGGAAGCAUUUCGACCUCCCCGUUGACGGGCAAUGUUGCAGCACAUAAGGCACGGUUUGUACCGUUGGAGACGAGGAAUACAGAGUUCGGCUAUGGAGUGGUACAUCUCUACCGAGACACGGUAGAGACGCCGGGACUCUAUGAUGCUCCACCAGAAGCAAACAGAGAGAAGGUCGGUAAAGUGAAGGAUGAGGUGCUGGAUGACGAUGCGUUGAGGACGGCUGCGAUAUUAGCAGUUCCGUCGUACAUGACGCCGUCGGACUUUAUGGGCUUUGUUGGUGAGGGAACGAGGGACGCAGUAUCGCAUCUGCGGAUGGUCCGAACCGGCAAGGCGAAUCGUUACAUGGUUCUCAUGAAGUUCCGGACGAAAGAAGGAGCCAAGAAGUUUAUAACAGAUUUCAAUGGAAAGGUUUUCAACAGUAUGGAACCUGAAAACUGUCACGUGGUCUACGUGAAAUCCAUACAAUUUGCACCGCCUUCCACUACAAUGGUCUCGCAGAACCUCAGACCAGGCGUCUUUCCCGAAAUCUCGAAUGACCCAUUCUCACCGUCGCACUCCCCCGCGCCCGUGGAGCUAGCCACAAGCCCGUCUACUUCCUCCGCACCUCACAUCUCCACCAAACCCGCUCCGCCGCCGACCCCAGCUCUCGAAGAGCUCCCCACCUGCCCUGUCUGCCUCGAGCGUAUGGACGAAACGACCGGCCUGCUUACGAUACUCUGCCAACACGUCUUCCACUGCGCCUGCCUCAGCAAAUGGAAAGACUCCUCCUGUCCCGUCUGCCGCUACACGCAAUCCUCUCACUCUCUAGCCGCGGACUCCGAUGACUCGGAUGGUCAAGAAGACUGCUGUAAUACCUGCGGCGCAAACCAGAACUUAUGGAUCUGCCUGAUCUGCGGCAACGUUGGUUGCGGCCGCUACGACGAUGCACACGCCUUCGAACACUACAAGAUCACCUCGCACUGCUACGCCAUGGACAUCGAGACACAGCGGGUCUGGGACUACGUGGGCGACGGCUAUGUGCACCGGCUGAUACAAAACAAAUCCGACGGGAAACUGGUCGAACUACCAUCCGCACUCACUCACUCGAACGAUUCCGACUUGGACGGCGACCUUGUCCCCCGUGCGAAACUGGAGAACAUUGGAAUAGAGUAUACGUACCUCCUCACGUCGCAGCUGGAAUCACAGCGGCAAUAUUUUGAGGAACAGGUUACCAAAGCCGCCGACAAAGCAUCCUCCGCCACCGCAGCUGCGGAGAAAGCUACCGCUGAAGCUGUCGCCGCUACCACCGCCCUCAAGGCAAUUGAAGAGAAAUACAUAACCCUUUCGGAAGAUGUCGUGCCGGCACUAGAAAAAGCUAAGACUCGUGCCGAGGGGAAAGCACAGAAACUUCAGGAGCUGGCGGGAAGGAUGCAGAAAGAGUGGAAAGAGGAGAAGGGGGUCAAUGAUGGGCUGCUCGAGAGGGUCAAGUUCUUGGAUAACGAGAACAAAGAGCGUGGGAAGGAGAUUGCGGACCUUAAGGAGCAGGUGAGAGAUCUGAUGUUUUUCUUACAGGCCCGGGAGAAGUUAGAGGAUGCUAGUGAGGAUGUGCAAGAAGGUACCCUCACGGUGGCGGAGGUACCAAAGGAGGAUAAGAAGAAGAAGAAGGGGAAGGGACGGCGGUAGAAACCAUUGGUACUCGUACUUGAUCGCUUUAUUGUUUUGAAAAAUAGGUAUCGGCGUGUAAAUGUGUUGUUGAUACGGUGUGAUCAGAGAAUAUACAAUCGGAUCACUCCUGUAUUUAUCUUCAGGAACGUAUAGAGUAAAUGCCACCGUCUUUCUAUCUCCUCCCGUCUAGUUUGUUUUAAGGAACAAAAAAAUGAAUCAAAAAGUACAAGGCCCAAUCCCGGGUUUGAACCGGGGACCUCCCACAUGCAGGCUGUUGAACAGCCGGGAUAAACCCGAAGCGAGA